CUAGCCCGCGAAAAAGAUAUUGAAAUUUGGACAACAAAUGUGACCAACAGUACCUUUACAAAAGUGACGUUUCAAAUUUCCCCACUAUGAAUAAUGACAACUCAUACAGUCUUUCAUGCAGAAAGUCCUGUAUUAAAUAUCUCCUCAAAGCAAAAGCGAUUGGCGCAAAUAUUCUUUGGUCCAUUUAGACGCUUCAAUCACAAUGGGAAGAAACGUCAGGAUAAACGUUUACCAGCUUCUAAAUCAACGGAUAAUGAAAGUAUUGAUUUAGAUGACAAAAAUGGUCCUAAAGUCGUACAGGUAUUCACCUGUUCCAGCAUAAAAUCAUGUCCUAAAAGCGAUUACCAACUAGGAAAGUGCUCUAUUCCAAUAGUUCAUCUUGAAUCACAUGUUAAUCAUGGCUAUACGACUUCUGUAACUCAACCCCACCUCACCGAAGCCCGUAAUUCUGUGACUAAAAUGAAUACUUAUGUGGAAAAGCAGAAUAUUGAUUCUUCUUCAAGUAUCAAUUCGAGCUUAAUAGCUCAAUCUUCACAACCUCUUAAAAACUUAGACAACAUAGAAAAUAAUAUCACAUGUCAACGAGUUACCAAUUCUCAAUUAACACCGGUUAGCCAGAACAGUUUAACUAGCAUUUCUGACAUAUCCAAUCAAACAUCGAUUAAUAAAUCGAAAAUAAAUGCAGUUUGUUAUAAUAAGAGCACUGUAAACACCUCAUCCAUUGCAAUGGUUAUGCCUACAUCUAAUUCAGAUUUUUAUUUGAUAGAACGCCUUGUGAACUGUGAGAAAUGUCCUAACCCUGUAUUUUCAUCAGAUUCUACCGAUAAUCUCCAGCACGACACAACGGUCUCGGAUCUUCAAGUUUUCUCCAGUGACACAAAACCUCGAAACUCAAUUUCAUGUAUGUCCCAAUCACCUGGUGAAUGCUCAGUAUACUCCCAAUCCUUUAUACAUUCUUUUAAAAAAGAUGAUAAUUUUCCGGGAUCUGACAAUUCUUCAGUUGAAACUUGCGUGACUCUCACUAAUUGCACUAAGGUGACUGAAUGUGAAAUCGAUAGUGUUUGUUCUUUAGAUCCGAUCAAAAUUAUUACGCCCAACCUCUCGCCAACUUUAUCAACUUCGAAAGUUACCUGUUUAUCACCAUCGCCAUCACCAAGUUCUGCUGACAAUACGAAGGUGACCGAGUCCCUGCCCAAUCGUAGUCAGACAUUGAAAUACUUAUCUAACCGUGCUUAUCCUUUUGGUAAAGAAUGUCGCUUCGUUUUCUACAGUCCUGCCGAUAGUGAUGAAGAAGAUGUUUACAAUCGAUGUUCACCCAAUCAAACUAUCACUUCACUUAUCAAGGCUCGCCAAGCACAUAAAGAUAUGUGGAUGAAGCGAGCUGAUCGUAUCAAUCGCUUUCUAGCCCGUAGACCUUGUCGUGAAGAUUUAAUUUCUCAAAAUAUAAUUCCCAGUACCACUUUGGAAGCACGUGCCGAGCUGCGAAUUGAUAUUGAAGCCUCACUUGAGCGUCGACUUAAUCAACGUCCUACAACUGAUGAACUGAAACAGAAAAAUAUCCUUCACGUGGAAACAGAAGAAAUGCGUAAUAAAAUCAAAGAAGAACGGAAGCUAAUUUUAACUCGCAAGCUAACAUUUCGACCAACCGUUGAAGAGCUGCGCCGGCGUAAAAUUAUCCGUUUUAAUGAUUAUGUUGAAGUUAGUGAAGCCGAUUCAUAUGAUCGCCGAGCCGAUAAACCAUGGACCCGUCUAACUUUACGCGAUAAAGCUGAUAUUAGAAAGGAGUUGAACGAAUUCAAAGCGACUGAAAUGGAUGUUCAUGCCGAGAGUCGCCGAUACACCCGAUAUCACAAACCAUAGGUACCCAUUUUCCAUAUCUACUGCAGAAUAAAUUUCGCAGGGACUUGGCAUGAUGUAAUAGUUCACCCCACAUAAACUCAAAUUAACAUUCAUAGUUCCUUUUGAAAACUGAAUCUAGAUUAUUUUUUACCAAAAUUGACCUAAACCUAGGUUGUUUUGAAACCAAACAGUUGUAUAUAACAAUUUUUUUACAUGAACUUGUUCACUUUUAUAGA
This is a messenger RNA of Schistosoma turkestanicum, 2075 nucleotides long. NCBI's taxonomy places the organism in Eukaryota, Metazoa, Platyhelminthes, Trematoda, Strigeidida, Schistosomatidae. The record is from the annotation of a GenBank genome assembly.